AUGUCGCAAUAUCCUCCGCCGUCGUUCGAUGGACAACAAAAUUACAACUACGCUCUCCAGUGGCCAUUGCAAACUCCUGCCAGUUUGAGUACCCCAAGCCAACAUGUUCCUAGUUCUUUUGCGAUGAACGCCGGUUCAUAUGGUAUUGGGAAUUUUCCUUCUAUGCCGUUCGGCAUGAACGCGCCAGCUCAACUACCGGGUCUCGGGAUGCAAAACAGCACCAUACCACCGCCACCUUUGCUGUCGCAGCAAAUCCCGAAUAGCCAGAUUUCGACUCCUUUUUAUAGCGGAUUCAACUCCUCCGUCAGUGCUUUAACGAAUUCCUUGCAUCCACCCCAACAACUUUCCUUUGCCCACCCUGCUGGGAAAGUUGAGUCCUUGCCAAUUCAACCAUUGAAUAAACAGCCUAAGGAUUCCUUACUUUCACCAAGGGAUAAUACCGAUCCGGAAGAGGGAGAAGUGAGUGAUGGGUCAGGAUUUGACCUGUCUGCUCAAAAAAAUCAAUAUCAACCCAAACCAAGCACUACUUCUCAAGCUUCUCCGGAAGGUCCUAUAUCUAUAGAUCAAACUACAUACAGCCCACCACUCACCAUCGCUAUGAAUGAGCCAUCUCAAGAAGUGACCCAAAAACCCACUACAGUUCAAAUGCAAAACGGUCAGUCCGGGGACCAGACGAACCAUGCCUCUCACUCCACUGGCAAAUCUCCUACACAAAUCCGCAUUAUGGCCCAAGGGGCACUCCUGAGGUUAGCUCCGCAUAAUAUUCGAUUCAAUGAGCUCAUCAAGGAAGAUAUCGACCCUGCAAUUCUCAAGCGACUCUAUGAUGAUAUCGGUAUUAAGGUCGCUGUAACAGAAACUCAACCGUCUGAAAAGGUCAUCACUGGGUCAGAUGCUACUCAAGAACAAACCACAGCUCCCAUAAGCGGUCAACUAUCUAAAGCCCAGGAAUCGUUGGUCGGUGAGACUCCACCAACAUCGAUGCCAAAUGGAAAAGCAAAAGAGGCAUCUAUUUCGGCUUCCGAUAAGCCACUAGAGCGAAAGGACGUCAUUGCUAGAAUGUUGGCAGAGAAGGCUAAGAAGAAAGCCCCCAUUACUGUUACUGAUUCGGUUCCAAGUCAAGCAGUUUCAUCCGAUUCUAUCACAACGCAAAAUACAGAGAAGGCUGCACCAGAUCUAUUACCUUUAAAAACUCAAGCAGUCUCGCAACCGAAAGAAAAGAAUAAAGCUCAAACCGAACUAGCCAGACAACGCAUUGAGCAACUCAAGAAGAUGGGUCUCAAGAGACAGCAGUCUCAGGCCGAAGGUAUCAGUCUACCUCGGGCAUCAUCAUCAUCAUCAGCCAUUGAACUUGCGACUUCAAAUUUGAAACCGGAAACACCGGUUACUCUGCACCAUCCUCUUCCUGAGAGGCCGCCUGCCACAAACCAAAUGCUAGGAUCUCCCAAGCCUUCAACGCCACAAAUACCAGGACUUUCGGUCUCUUCUGAGCCUGUAAAGAUUGGCAGUCCUUCGACUAUUGAAACCAGGCCUAUUAGUACUUCUACGCCAUUCAAAAACUCACUUGGGAAACGUCCUCGAGCUUCAGACUUCGACGAGCCUAUUCCGGAAACAGGAAAGCCGUUACUGACUGAAAGUAGACUAGUAAUUGACAUCAGUGAAGACGAAUCCUCGAAUGAUGAUGAUGAUGGUGAUGAUGAUGAGGAUAUCGUGAUGUCUGAGGCCAGUGACUCUGGCGCGAAUCCCCAAACGUCGAAAAUUAAUAGCACUAUGCUCCGAAAUACUCUAUCUCGCAAUGCCUCAUCAGCAUCGGCUACUCCUCAAAGUCGACCCAGUGAUUCAGAGAAUCUCCGAUUGAAGAACCUUGAAAUUCAAGCCAUGCGCCGUCGAAUAGCAGAAUGGGAAAAGAAAAACUCCAAAAAGGCAAAUCCCACGCUACCUUUAGCGGCUGUGACAAAUGCCGACUCUGAGCCGUCACCUCAAGUUGGGGAAACUCAGUCUAUGACUGAGAAGGUAAACUCUAUGCCAACAGCAUCAGACAAGCCAAGUUUCCUAGGCCUACAAAGAAGUCCAUCGGUGCAAUCAUUGGCGUCUAUGGACACUUCCGACUUAGAUCGAAUUCGGCAAAAGCUAUUGCGCAAACGUGAGAUUGAGUCGGGCCUUCCUGCUUUGGAUGCGGAGAUGCUUAAAUUCAAAGCCAAACUUGCCGAGUUUAAACGUGAGGAAGAAAAGCUCUUGAAUGAAAUGGCCAAGAGUCAAGCGGAACGUAAACAGCUCGAUGACGAGCUGCAGAGCCUUGGUAUGGAAACAGAAGGCCUCUCUCUCGAAGAACUGAAGGCUGCCAAAGAGGAUAUGGAGCGCACUGCAGCUGCACGUGGUGAGCCCGAACCGCAUGCCAUCGUUAAUGCAGAGGCUACGCCCCUCUCCAAAGAUUUACAAGCCGCGCCCACGACGGCUGAACCUACUCAACCCAUGGAACAAAAGUCUCCAGUUCCUGGGCCUAUUUCUUUCGAGAAUGAUGGAGUAAAUGAUGUCGCCGAAGUUGAGGAUUCAAGCUCCGAAUCUUCUGGGUCCUCAAUGGAUGAAUCCACCAGCGACUCUGAAUCCAUCUCGGUCGAUCAGAAAUCGGAAUCGGAGCAGCAACCCAUCAUUCUCCCUGUCUCGGCUCCAUCGAAUGAUGAUAUGUCUAUUGAAACCCCGCAAGCCCCCAUCGUUCUCCCGCCGAAACCAGAUUUCACGACCACAGUUUCUAUAGAUACACCUGCGGUUAGGUCUGAUGUCUCACGGGAAUCAUCAGUCUUGUCGGAUAAUUAUGAGCCCCCUGAACCGGAAGAGAGUCCAGAUGAAGCAUAUUCUCCGAAACUCAGCCCGAGCGGUGUUGAAGAUUCAGAGAUGGAGACAGUUCCGAAUUUUUCAGCUCAAAAUGACGCUGAUAUGGCACUAACCCGCAAGUCUCAGGAGUCAGUUGUCAUUGCAUUUAAGGGAGAUGCCCUUGACAACACGCCGAACGCAAGGAACACAGUAUCGAAGUUUUCUCCUUAUCAAAGCCCUUUGAAAUACUUUAGAGCCUAUCGUUAUCAUCCUAAUAUCAUUGAGGAUGUUGGAGAUAGCUAUCGGUCUCUAACAUAUAGCCAUAAUAUUGAUCCAUUUCAGGCGGUCUGUCCCUAUGAGGCAGCCGGAGGAGUCUGUAACGAUACGACAUGCGAGUUUCAGCAUUGGCGAGACAUGGUGAUGCCCGUGGGCUUGAUCGUUGCAGAUGACAAGAUUCUUGUUGAGAUGGGUAAUCAAAAAGAAGGCAAAACACCAGAAGAACAAGAAGCCUAUAUCGAAGGAUUGAAGGAACUCAUCAAUAACAUGCGGCGCGAUCAAGUGAAAGAUUUCUUCACUGUUGCUGGCGAGAUUGCUGCGUACCGUAGACGUUUCCUCUCGGAUCCUUCACGCAUUCUCCCUCUGUAG
This is a messenger RNA of Talaromyces atroroseus, 3453 nucleotides long. RefSeq lists its product as hypothetical. NCBI's taxonomy places the organism in Eukaryota, Fungi, Ascomycota, Eurotiomycetes, Eurotiales, Trichocomaceae. The transcript has 4 exons. The record is from RefSeq and is a predicted model, not a curated record. Bases 1 to 3453 code for a protein of 1150 amino acids.